Owenia fusiformis is the source of this 925-nucleotide messenger RNA. Lineage: Eukaryota; Metazoa; Annelida; Polychaeta; Sabellida; Oweniidae. The record is from the annotation of a GenBank genome assembly.
GCAAUGUUGUAGCAGUAAAGACAGUAGGCUAAGCAAGCUUUGAAAACAUUUACAUAUACAAAUGGAUUACUAUUCGACAAUGAUAACCUGUUGUAAGUCUCCCGGGCAUACUAAAAGAUGUUGUAAACUGUUCAAACAAGCGAAGUACUUUUGUUCGAUGUGCAGCUGUUAUGGACACCGUGAUCGAGACCACAGUCAGCCAGACAGGUAUGUUAGGACUGUUUCCAUACAGCCUGUGAAUGUGAAAUCUGUGUCAAUUCAGACGAAGAAGUGCAAGGACACUGAUAAACCGAAAAGUCACAACAAAUAUACCCAAGCAGAAACUGUUGACAUGAAUGAAUACAGUUCCAAUAUGGCCAAUUUUAAGCGUAUUCAAAGUGAAUUGUUUGGUCAGAAGAAAGGAAAUGAUAUCUACAAAGCUCAACUUAAGUCAUAUAUGAAAACUAUUAAAUUAUUGGAACAAGAUGUUGCAGAAUACAAAGCAAACAAUGAUCGGGAUUUUUCACAUAUUAAUGCAUCACAACAACGGAUUGAUGAUCUACGGUCUCAAAACAACGAAUUUUCUAAAUUGAUCAAAGAUCUUACCCGCAAACUAGAAGAUCAACAUCAACAAAUAUGUGCGUAUCAGGAUAAAAUCAAGAAUUAUGUGAACAUGUUGCCAAAUACAGUUAACACCUCUGGAUAUAUGGAGUUUCUUGGAAUGCGCAAUCAAUUCAAAAUAACUACUUCGCCACAAUGUAAAUCUAAGUCAGAUGUACCACCAGAGGAGAAUUCGAUCAGCAGAUAUUAAGCCUAGUGCUAAAUAAUGUAGGAAUCUAAAAAUUCUCAUCUUCCAUAUAGUCUAAUAUGAUGACACCACACAAUCUAUAUCUGCCAUAUUACAAUGAUAUGAUGCCGACUUUUGAUGUGCAAUAAUUAUGCCUGU